This is a messenger RNA of Diuraphis noxia (Russian wheat aphid), 1336 nucleotides long. RefSeq lists its product as uncharacterized. The record is from RefSeq and is a predicted model, not a curated record. Lineage: Eukaryota; Metazoa; Arthropoda; Insecta; Hemiptera; Aphididae.
ACUACAUUAUUAUUUAUAAAUAAUAAUACUUUUUGUAUACAACGUCUGCCGCCGUAUUUGAUUAUUAUUACAUCAGAUAAAUACCAACUUCAUUGACCAUUGUUCAUUACCGUUUGCGUUCCCGACCGUGGUCCACUGGUUAACUACAAUAAUUACUGGUGCGGCAUAAAAGCAUAAAACUCGAUCGAUACUCUUUCCGAUUCCGGUUGAUACGACGCCUGUGUUCGGAAUUUUAAAUACAUAGGUACCUAUWAGAUAUUAUUUAUAUUCAUAUUUCAUUGUUAAUUGUUAUUACUUAUUACUAUUAUUACUGUUAUUGUUAUCACCGUCGUUUCGCACGAGACGCCGUGUGUCGAGACCUCACAAUCUCAGUCAUUGUGACGGCCAAUUAUAGGUACCGUCUGUUUUGUUAUAAUAUUAUGCCGUUGUAAGACAAGAGACCGGUCCCGGUCUCCCACGGUCGUCUCCAUCUUAAAAUGUAGUUGUGCCCGCGACCGGAUCAACCUGCUGCCGACGAAGAACGAAGAGCACUGUGACCGACAAUGGCCGUGUGGCUGGAAGUAUUAUUUGUGGCGUUUUUCAUAUCGUUGCCGUUCCUCUACGAUACUCGACGAACGUUCCGCUAUCACUUCCGUCUGGCCAUAUUCUCCGUGCUCGCCUCCCUAACGUCCCUGCUUGCCGUCUUCCAGUUCAAACACCGGUCCAGGAUUUCUGAGACAAAUUUCAUCACCUUAUGGCCGUUUUCAUUUUUUCCAUGGCUAAUCUCUUUGGCCUUGUGUCCCAUUCAAUUUUUUUAUACCAAUUUGAGGUUAUUGCAUUUUUCUACAGCAUUAAUUGAUUCUGAGCCUACAAUUUUAUUGGCAUCCAGUACAAUGACAAAUGAAGAAACUAUUAAAAUGGCUUUUAAAAAAAAKUUGCCUAUUCAACCUAUUGUAUUUUCCAACAAUUAUUUCAUAAACAAAGAAAAACAUAUGUUUGAGCCAGGUCGUGUAAUAAUAUCUGUGAUGCCAAUUAUAGAAACUGAUGGUUUAUUGGCAAAUGAUAUACCUAAAUUCAGUAAUGAAAUAUGUUCCAAAAUACGUACAGAAUAUGAUAAUAUAAGCAAAACAACUCAAUUGGGCGACUAUCAAACACCAUCAUUUUAGGCCUUAGAGUUAAUACUAUUUAUAAUACUCUUCCAUGCACAAUUUUUAAUUAGCAAAAUGACAAGUUAUAUUAAUUAUUUAAUUUAAAAGACACAUUUCCAUUCACUGUGUUAUGCCUUAAAAGUAAAUUUACACUACUUAAAUGUUGAUAAUUCUUGAUUGUUUUAUAUAUUUAAUUCUUUGUUUCUUAU